UCCCUUCAGUAAUACCUCAGCCACUUCCUUCACCAAGUCAGACUGCACAGCUCCAUUCGUGUCGACUGCCCAGAGUCCACGAAUAACAGCCCUGCACCUUCUACCACCACCACCAUCAAUUCAGCCUGACCACACACACACAUACACAAACAGCAAAGCAGCAUAUCUGCAGACCGGCUGUGACAGCACCCACAUUCCAGCUCUCCUGCCUCUGUUCAGACAUGUCACUUUACAGUUUUGGCCUCGAGCCGCUCUCCUGCCACGCCUGGAACAAAGACAGAACCCAGAUUGCAGUGAGUCCUAAUAACAAUGUGGUGAACAUCUAUGAGAAGAAAGGCAAAGAAUGGGUCAAGAUCCAUGAGCUGACUGAGCACAGUGGACGAAUCACAGGCAUCGACUGGGCCCCAGAGUCCAACCGCAUUGUGACAUGUGCUUCUGACCGGAACGCCUACGUGUGGACACUGAAGGAUGGCGUGUGGAAACCCACCCUGGUUCUGGUGCGCAUCAACCGCGCAGCCACGUGCGUGAAAUGGUCACCUCUGGAAAACAAGUUCGCCCUCGGCAGCGGAGCUCGUCUCAUCUCUGUCUGCUACUUUGAGAAGGAGAAUGACUGGUGGCUGAGUAAGCACAUAAAGAAGCCCAUUUGUUCCACGGUCUUGAGUCUGGACUGGCAUCCCAACAAUAUCCUACUGGCAGCCGGGUCUGCAGACCUUCACUGCAGGGUUUUUUCUGCCUACAUCAAGGACAUCGAGGACAGGCCUGGACCCACUGCCUGGGGGGCCAAGAUGCCUUUUGGGGAGGUGCUGCUGGAGCAUAAGGACUGUGGAGGAUGGGUGCACAGCGUGUCCUUCUCCCCCAGCGGAGACCAGCUGGCAUGGGUGGCCCACAACAGCAGCAUCACUGUGGCUGAUGCCGCCCAGAAGAAGGAGGUUACCCAGCUGACCACUGCCCGCUUGCCGCUGCUGAGCGUCCUCUAUGUCAGCCCCACUGAGAUUAUUGCUGCGGGUCAUGACUGUUGCCCGUACCAGUUCACCUAUAAGGGUCCAGGUGCCCUGGAGUUUGUGAAGAAGCUGGACAUCCCCAAGCAGACCUCUAAGGGCAGCUUGUCAGCCAUGCAGCACUUCCGCAACCUGGACAAGAAGGCCACUGAGGACGACAGCAACGAGAUGGACACCCUUCACCAAAACAGCAUCACGCAGCUGUGUGUUGUAUCAGGUGAGAGAGCCAAAGUGCAGAAGUACAGUAGUGUGGGUCUGGAUGGAGCCAUGGUGAUCUGGGAUUUUAAGCAUUGAGACCAGAUGAACAUAAAGAUUGGAGAAACACGAGGAUUACAUCUGCCAGAAAACCCAUGUGCAUAUAUGUGGAACUGCUGAUAUGCUUUUAACUUGAAAACACUGUCAGCACAUGUGUUUUUAAAUAAAGAACAAGGACAUUUUCAGGCCAGACAAUAGAGUGUGGUCAUGUGUUCUUCA
This is a messenger RNA of Toxotes jaculatrix (banded archerfish), 1472 nucleotides long. RefSeq lists its product as uncharacterized. Gene Ontology annotation, molecular function: actin filament binding. Gene Ontology annotation, biological process: Arp2/3 complex-mediated actin nucleation. Lineage: Eukaryota; Metazoa; Chordata; Actinopteri; Toxotidae. The transcript has 10 exons. Gene Ontology annotation, cellular component: actin cytoskeleton; Arp2/3 protein complex. The record is from RefSeq and is a predicted model, not a curated record. The coding region runs from base 222 to 1292 and encodes 356 amino acids.